Myzus persicae (green peach aphid) is the source of this 2190-nucleotide messenger RNA. RefSeq names its product glucose dehydrogenase [FAD, quinone]-like. The record is from RefSeq and is a predicted model, not a curated record. Bases 196 to 2067 code for a protein of 623 amino acids. The transcript is spliced from 2 exons. Gene Ontology annotation, molecular function: flavin adenine dinucleotide binding; ecdysone oxidase activity. Lineage: Eukaryota; Metazoa; Arthropoda; Insecta; Hemiptera; Aphididae.
CGGUCGACCGGACGAUCGUCACCAGUGUUUAGCUCUAAUUUAUACUUCACUGAGUUACACUGCCCUGUCGUAUUAUAUAAAAUAAGUAUAGGUAGGUACUUAUGCGUUCUCGGUUCAAUCGCAUUCAGUCGACUAUAUAUAUGCUCAUUACACAUGAACACUUCACAUAUGUAAACUGAAAGACAUCGUGAAACCAUGUUCGUUUAUUGGACAGUUAUCGCUAUGCUGUGUUUGAGCCCUCUGCAGCAGCGGAGUUGGAACGGAGUUUCGUCGUUGAUGUAUCCGUACGACUACGGUCCGACGCUGUUCGCGGAUGCCAAUAACGUGACAUUCGACUUCAUAGUGGUUGGCGGCGGUAGUGCCGGCGCCACGGUCGCCGCUCGCCUCAGUGAAAUACCAGAAUGGAAUGUGCUGCUGCUGGAGGCGGGUGGUGACCCACCAGCCGACACGGAAACGCCCCUCAUGUACAGCGAAUUGAUGACAAGUGACGUCGACUGGACGUUCAUCACCGAACCCGAACCGCACUUGUUUGGGGGCUUGGAACACGGCCGGUGCCAGGUAUCCAGGGGUUUGAUGCUGGGCGGAUCAUCGUCCAUUAACGCCAUGAUGUACUUGAGGGGCACCAAGCGUGACUUUGACGAGUGGGAGCGGCUUGGCAACGCGGGAUGGGGUUUCGGCGACGUGCUGCCGUACUUCAUCAAGUCGGAGAAUUUUACGGGUAGUGCCAGUCGGCGGGACUCGGUGCCACACGGCCGCGGCGGCCCGCUCACAGUCAGUCCUCUGGUUUCCAUCGACCCGGCGUACUCAGCAGUCUCCGACGGAAAUCGAAUGCUCCGGUUGGCAGAGUUGGACGACAUUAACCGGUUCGCGCCUCCGGCGGUUGGGUACGGUCCAUUGGACUUCACGGUGCGCGACGGUCUCCGGUGUAGCACGCUCAAGGCGUUCCUGUUGCCGGCCAGCGGACGGCCAAAUUUGUUCGUGGCGAAAAAUGUCAGGGUGACCCGGGUGAUGAUACAGCGAAUCUCGGCACCCAGCGGUGGAAGUUGCACUAGGGCAGUGGGCGUCGAGUACGUCACACCGUCGGGCCGAUCACGGUACGUGUACGGAUCCCGUGAAGUGAUACUUUCCGCGGGCGUGAUUAUGAGUCCUCAGAUCCUCAUGGUGUCAGGCGUGGGACCCGCAGGACACUUGCGCCAACAUGGAAUCCAUGUGAUCAGUGACUUGCCUGUAGGCUACAACUACCAGGACCACGUUGCGUUCGCUGGACUUGUGUUCAGCGACCGGAAGAACCGAUCCCGAGCCGACAUAUCACGUGAGAGCACCGACCUGAUCCGGAACACAUUCGACUUGGUGUCCAGAGGUGUAGGAACGCUGGGCCUGACAAACCUCGUGAGCUUUGUCGACACCGCGGCCAAGGGACGCGCCGACAUACAGGUCGUAUAUCUGAGAUUCCCGUACAACAGCACGAGAAACACGCCGAACAAACGGAGCAGGGUGUCGAAUCUGUUCGGAUACUCAGACCAUGUGGCCACAAAGUACGACGAUUUGAACAUGCUAAGCGACUCUGUGAUCGCGAUACCGAUUAAUGUCGAUGGCCGGAGCACCGGGCGCGUGGUUCUGCGGUCGGGUGACCCGAUGGCGCGCCCGAAAAUCUACACUAAUUACUUGUCACACGAUGACGAGAUCGAGACGUUACUGCGUGGAAUCGAUUUCGUCGUGGAACUGUCAAAAACCAAACCGAUGGUGGACGCGGGGCUAGUCCUGGAACCCGUCGAGUUUCCAGACUGUGUGGAUUACGCCUGGGGAACUAGGGACUAUUGGGUGUGCGCAAUCCGCAGCGUGGCCACAUCGUUCUACCACCCGGUGGGUACGUGCCGGAUGGGACCUGCCCACGACCACCGGUCUGUCGUCGACACCAUGCUAAACGUGAAGGGCGUGCGCGGUCUCCGGGUGAUUGAUAGCUCGAUAAUGCCCAAAGUCGUUUCUGUAAACACGAACGCCGCGACCAUAAUGAUCGCUGAAAAGGGAUCGGACGUUAUAAAAAAAUGUUACGGUAAGCUCGUGUAAUAUGUAAAAUAAUAAUGUGAUGCAGAAUUAGACGUCUGCGGUGGACGUUUUGGACCAAAUAAUAUCAGGAUGUAUAAUAGUGUAAUAUACAUAUUAUAAAUAUAUUUUUAUUUUAUUUAUUUA